Messenger RNA from Nelumbo nucifera (sacred lotus), 1518 nucleotides. RefSeq names its product Inositol monophosphatase family protein (gene FBP). Gene Ontology annotation, biological process: fructose metabolic process; sucrose biosynthetic process; gluconeogenesis. Lineage: Eukaryota; Viridiplantae; Streptophyta; Magnoliopsida; Proteales; Nelumbonaceae. Gene Ontology annotation, molecular function: fructose 1,6-bisphosphate 1-phosphatase activity. Gene Ontology annotation, cellular component: cytoplasm; cytosol. The record is from RefSeq and is a predicted model, not a curated record.
AAAACAGAAUAUAUGUCUUCCUAGAAGUCCGCCGGUUCGUCGGCUUCAAAUCCGAAGACAAAACCAUAACUGCCGAGAAGACGCUAUCUUCGGUGACGACUGACGACCACGAGAGGGUUGAUCAAUGGCGAAACAACCACGUGUCAGUCGGAACUUCCAUUGGCAUCAGAUAGCCCUAUCUCUUCCCUUCCCCAUCACUUCAGUAGUCUCAUGAUCGUUAGACUCAUCAUCGACGCUUACAUAUAUAAAGAACGCACGCAACAGUCAGCCAUAGCGAGCAGGACCAGUACCAGGUUCUUCAGUUUCAGUCCUAAAAGGUUUCGGUCGCCAUGGAUCACGCGGCGGAUGCUCACAGGACUGAUUUGAUGACCAUCACCCGUUUUGUUCUUAACGAGCAAUCCAAGCACCCCGAUUCCCGUGGAGACUUCACCAUCUUGCUCAGUCACAUUGUUCUCGGUUGCAAAUUCGUCUGCUCCGCUGUCAACAAGGCGGGUCUUGCAAAACUUAUCGGACUUGCUGGAGAGACCAACGUUCAGGGUGAAGAGCAGAAGAAACUUGAUGUGCUUUCCAAUGAGGUUUUUGUCAAGGCUUUGAUAAGCAGCGGUCGAACAUCUAUCCUUGUUUCUGAAGAGGAUGAAGAAGCAACCUUUGUGGAGCCAUCAAAGCGUGGAAAGUACUGUGUUGUUUUUGAUCCGCUGGAUGGAUCCUCUAACAUCGACUGUGGUGUUUCCAUUGGAACCAUAUUUGGAAUCUAUACGGUGAAAGAUAGGGAGAACCCAAUUCUAGAUGAUGUGCUAAAGCCUGGGAAGCAUAUGGUAGCAGCUGGCUACUGCAUGUAUGGAAGUUCUUGCACGUUUGUCUUGAGCACUGGAAGUGGUGUCAAUGGUUUCACACUUGAUCCUUCUCUUGGCGAGUUCAUACUAACUCAUCCAGAUAUUAAGAUCCCAAAGAAAGGUAAAAUAUACUCAGUAAAUGAAGGAAAUGCGAAGAAUUGGGAUGAACCAACAGCCAAAUACGUGGAUAAAUGCAAGUUUCCUAAAGAUGGUUCAUCACCAAAAUCCCUUAGAUACGUUGGAAGUAUGGUAGCUGAUGUCCACCGCACAUUACUUUAUGGGGGUAUCUUUUUGUACCCUGCUGAUAAGAAGAGCCCAAAUGGAAAACUACGUGUUCUCUAUGAAGUCUUCCCAAUGUCAUUCUUAAUGGAACAAGCAGGUGGUCAAGCAUUUACUGGCAAGCAACGGGCACUUGACUUGGUUCCAAAGAAGAUCCACGAGCGGUCUCCAAUAUUCCUUGGUAGUUAUGAUGAUGUUGAGGAAAUAAAAGCACUGUAUGCUGCUGAAGGGAAGAAAGAAUAACCUGCAAACUGCAACCCCUCAAACUAAAAUUUUAUUCUUUGUUUUGGUAGUAUAUCAGAUCCAUUCUCUGAUCUGCUUAUAAGACGAAACAUUCCCUAGGAUCUCUUUGUAAUCCAAGAAACAAUUUCCUAAAGGAAAGGUUAGGAUUCAAGAUCCAUUUCUA